AUGGCCCCCACGGACACUGGUGCUGUGGCCCCCACGGACACUGGUGCUGUGGCCCCCACGGACACUGGUGCUAUGGCCCCACGGACACUGGUGCUGUGGCCCCCACGGACACUGGUGCUGUGGCCCCCACGGACACUGGUGCUGUGGCCCCCACGGACACUGGUGCUGUGGCCCCCACGGACACUGGUGCUGUGGCCCCCGGACACUGGUGCUGUGGCCCCCACGGACACUGGUGCUAUGGCCCCCACGGACACUGGUGCUGUGGCCCCCACGGACACUGGUGCUGUGGCCCCCACGGACACUGGUGCUGUGGCCCCCACGGACACUGGUGCUGUGGCCCCCACGGACACUGGUGCUUUGGCCCCCACGGACACUGGUGCUGUGGCCCUCACGGACACUGGUGCUGUGGCCCCCACGGACACUGGUGCUUUGGCCCCCACGGACACUGGUGCUGUGGCCCCCACGGGUACUGGUGCUUUGGCCCCCACGGACACUGGUGCUGUGGCCCCCACGGACACUGGUGCUGUGGCCCCCACGGACACUGGUGCUGUGGCCACCACGGACACUGGUGCUGUGGGCCCCACGGACACUGGUGCUGUGGUCCCCACGGACACUGGUGCUGUGGCCCCCACGGACACUGGUACUGUGGCCCCCACGGACACUGGUGCUAUGGCCCCCACGGACACUGGUGCUAUGGCCCCCACGGACACUGGUGCUGUGGCCCCCACGGACACUGGUGCUGUGGCCCCCACGGACACUGGUGCUGUGGCUCCCACGGACACUGGUGCUGUGGCCACCACGGACACUGGUUCUGUGGCCCCCACGGACACUGGUGCUUUGGCCCCCACGGACACUGGUGCUGUGGCCCCCACGGACACUGGUGCUUUGGCCCCCACGGACACUGGUGCUGUGGCCCCCACGGACACUGGUGCUGUGGCCCCCACGGACACUGUUGCUGUGGCCCCCACGGACACUGGUGAUGUGGCCCUCACGGACACUGGUGCUGUGGCCCCCACGGACACUGGUGCUGUGGCCCCCACGGACACUGGUGCUGUGGCCCCCACGGACACUGGUGCUGUGGCCCCCACGGACACUGGUGCUGUGGCCACCACGGACACUGGUGCUGUGGCCCUCACGGACACUGGUGCUGUGGCCACCACGGACACUGGUGCUGUGGCCACCACGGACACUGGUGCUGUGGCCCUCACGGACACUGGUUCUGUGGCCCCCACGGACACUCGUGGCUCCCGGGGCGGGACCACGGACGGUAGUGGGUAA
Molecule: messenger RNA, 1278 nt
Organism: Procambarus clarkii (red swamp crayfish)
Lineage: Eukaryota; Metazoa; Arthropoda; Malacostraca; Decapoda; Cambaridae
Source: RefSeq, a predicted model, not a curated record